Messenger RNA from Yamadazyma jaroonii, 792 nucleotides. Lineage: Eukaryota; Fungi; Ascomycota; Pichiomycetes; Serinales; Debaryomycetaceae. The record is from the annotation of a GenBank genome assembly.
AUGGUUGUGAUAAAACGAUUCAAUAGUACUGUAAGUAAAUUACCUACUAUUUCAUCGACAUUAAUAUUGUCGAGAAAUCCUAUAAUAACGAGAGAAUUGCCUGCAUUCGAACAACAAUAUUACAAUUAUCAAAAUGAAUUAUGGAAAAGAUUAAUGUGGACAUUUCCCAAAUGGUACUAUUAUAGAGAUGGAACUUUAGGAGAUCAAAGAUUUAAAGAAUUGAAUAAACCUCCAGUUUUUAAUAAUCCUAAAUUGGAAUAUACUGAAGGAAGACCAGAUAUCAAACAAUUAAGAGAUCGUAGAUUCAAACAAGUCAUCAACUUACCUAAAUCUUAUAAACAAGCAGAAGAUGGUAGUGAAAUAGUUGAUGAAGAAAUUCAAGAUAAUUUAUCAAGAAAAAUCAAUCCAAAUUCCAGAAUAACAAAAGCUGAUGAAUCAAAAGACUUAUCAAGUUUAGAAAGACAAUUAUCUAAAACAUUAUAUUUAAUCAUCAAUGAAAAUGGUUGGAAAUUACCAACUUUUAAAUCUGAUACUCAAACUCCUUUACAUAAAGUAGCUGAAGAAGGUUUGUUUAAUAUAGGAGGUGAAGAAAUCAAUUAUUUCAAUGUUUCAUCAAAACCUUGUCAUCAUAUUAAAGGAAGUGAUCAAAUUGAAUUCUUUAUAAAAUCACAUAUUUUAAGUGGUUCUUUUAAACCAAAAAAUUUGAAAUUUUUGUGGGUAACUAAAGAUGAAUUAAGUGAAUAUUUGAAUGAAGAUUAUUAUAAACAAAUUAAACACUUAUUAAAUGAGUAA